AUGGAUAAAACCAUGAAGUUACCUCUUCCAAACUUUAUCAAAGUCUUGACCUCUCACAACAUACCGGUCACUAAGGCUAUGGCCAUCACAAAAGCCAUAUACAAGGAAUACAACACUCCUGCCCAGCUCUCCCUCCUUACUGACCUGAAGCUGAAAGUAUCAGGGGUUGAUGAUAAGGAAGACCGGAAGAAUGUCAUGGCAGCCAUGCGCAAAGCUGGUUAUAUUAGGAGCAUCAAAGAAGAUCCUUCUUCCUCUAACCCCUCGGGCAGCACACGGAUAGAACCUGAGACCCCCAGAAAACGGAAGCGGAAACCCAUUGACUCGGAGACGAACGAGUUUCUGCCCCGUGGUGAAGGUUUGGAAUUCAAGAGCUUGGACUUCAACGAGGUACUGGAUGAAUCGAUCCUUCAAUCGAAAUUGACUGUCGUAAAUCGGGCGCCACUUAUGACCGCCUGGGCUACUGUCGUUGCUGAGCGGAUGGGAUUUCAACGUGAAGAGGCUCUUAGCAUAGCAUCUUCUUACACCGAAAUGAACGCAUUAUCAAAAGGUGUUUCUCUAGGUAUAUAUAGAGAGGGAAAGCAGAAAGGAUUGGAGGCCACGAAAGGAGGAACUCAGCCUUAUGUAGACUUAAUGGGAAGGCGACCGCUUUAUCAGAUACAGAACAAUUGCUGGCGCGCUCUACAUAACGGAACGCCGGCGCAACCUUCGACAGCAUAUGCCUACUUAUCCCGCUCACUGCGCCAAACCAUGCCGUUUAUCAUGGGCGCACUUCGUCUGUUGGUCAACUCUUUUGCUCCUCAUGAGAUCAACGCGAAAGCAUGGGGACUCUAUACACAAUUUCGUCCAGCGGGUGAGGGGUGGGGGGAGCGCUCAGAGGUUCGAUGCACAACAAUCCUAGCGCUCAGAAAAUUACCAUCAUCAGACGGUGCCAAUGAAGAACAAAUAAAUCCAGGUGCUGAAAGUGAAGUAGUAGAUCUCGUAAAAUAUCAGCGAUAUGGAGAAGAAGCAAACUUCACAGCAGAAGAUCGAGGAAGCAAAAGAGUCAAACGUGGAAUGACGCUGGAAGAAUACGAAGCCAUGCUAGACGAAGACCACUCGUUUGACAAUAUUGACCUGGAUAAUUUAGAGUCCAUACAGACUCAGAGUACAAAACCGGCAUUAGAAUAG
Lentinula edodes (shiitake mushroom) is the source of this 1167-nucleotide messenger RNA. RefSeq lists its product as uncharacterized. The record is from RefSeq and is a predicted model, not a curated record. Lineage: Eukaryota; Fungi; Basidiomycota; Agaricomycetes; Agaricales; Omphalotaceae. The transcript has 6 exons. The coding region runs from base 1 to 1167 and encodes 388 amino acids.